Coregonus clupeaformis (lake whitefish) is the source of this 1997-nucleotide messenger RNA. RefSeq names its product homogentisate 1,2-dioxygenase. Gene Ontology annotation, cellular component: cytoplasm. The transcript has 14 exons. Gene Ontology annotation, molecular function: homogentisate 1,2-dioxygenase activity. NCBI's taxonomy places the organism in Eukaryota, Metazoa, Chordata, Actinopteri, Salmoniformes, Salmonidae. Bases 166 to 1497 code for a protein of 443 amino acids. Gene Ontology annotation, biological process: L-phenylalanine catabolic process. The record is from RefSeq and is a predicted model, not a curated record.
GCCCUCCUCUCUUCUUCACUCUAUCACGGGACGUGGGGGUUGUGUGGCGGAUAGGAUAGGGAGCUAACCUAGUUAAGUUUGGAGAUAACUUUUAUACGUUUUAACAAGGGUGUUGGACAUUGAAAACGUAUUUGCUCCAGUUGGACAGUUUCAUAAGUAAGCACAAUGGCUGGGCUCAAGUACCUGAGUGGGUUUGGGAAUGAGUUCUCCUCUGAAGACCCUCGCUGUCCAGGAGCCUUACCUGAAGGACAGAACAACCCUCAGGUGUGUCCCUACGGUCUCUACGCUGAACAACUCUCCGGCUCCGCUUUCACCUGCCCACGGCCAACCAAUAAGAGGAGCUGGUUCUACCGUAUCCUGCCAUCUGUCCGUCACAAGCCCUACACCGCAAUGCACUGUGGGAGCCUAACAGAGAAGUGGGAUGAAGUGGAACCUGACCCUAACCAGCUACGAUGGCUGCCAUUCACCAUCCCCAAAUCCUCAGAAAAGAAAGUGGACUUUGUGACAGGUCUGCACACCCUAUGUGGAGCAGGAGACGCCAAGUCCCGCAACGGGAUCGGCAUCCACAUGUUCACCUGCAACAUCUCCAUGAUUGACAGUUGUUUCAACAACUCCGAUGGAGACUUUCUCAUUGUGCCCCAGCAGGGGGAGAUUCUGGUCACUACAGAGUUUGGGAAGAUGAUGGUGGAACCCAACGAGAUCUGUGUCAUCCAGCAAGGAAUGCGUUUCAGUGUGGAUGUGUUCGGGGAGACCAGAGGCUACGUGUUGGAGGUGUACGGAGCGCACUUUGAGCUCCCCGACCUGGGACCCAUAGGGGGCAACGGACUGGCCAAUCCCAGGGACUUCGUAACUCCGGUGGCGUGGUAUGAGGACCGCGAGGUAGCCACAGGCUACACUGUUAUCAACAAGUACCAGGGCAAGCUCUUCUCCAGCCAACAGGAUUUCUCUCCCUUCAAUGUGGUGGCGUGGCACGGGAACUACACACCGUACAAAUACAACCUGGAGAACUUCAUGGUCAUCAACUGUGUGGCCUUCGAUCAUGCGGAUCCUUCCAUCUUCACAGUGUUGACGGCCAAGUCCACUCGUCCAGGAGUCGCCAUCGCUGACUUUGUCAUCUUCCCCCCGCGCUGGGGAGUGGCCGACCACACAUUCAGACCCCCCUACUACCACAGGAACUGUAUGAGUGAGUUCAUGGGGCUGAUCAAGGGCCACUAUGAGGCCAAGGAGGAGGGCUUCCAGCCAGGAGGGGGUAGUCUCCACAGCAUGAUGACCCCUCACGGUCCUGACAGAGACUGCUUCGAGAAGAACAGCACCGCUCCCCUCAAACCAGAGAGGGUGGCCGAGGGGACCAUGGCCUUCAUGUUUGAGUCGUCGUUCAGCAUGGCGGUAACUAAGUGGGGUCUAGAGACGUGUCAGAGACUGGACAAGAGCUACUGGCAGUGCUGGGAGCCGCUCCGCAAACACUUUGACCCCAACUGGAGGCCCAGGAAACAGUAGAGCAGAGGCAGAACAGUCAUUGUUUCCCCUAGAUCACCCAGAAGAUAAUCUAGGAUUUAAUGUAAUACCACUAAACUGUGGCUCAAUAGAUUUUAUAUAAUGGCAUUGUUUAAUACUCAUUUCUGAUUGGCUUGAAGGGCAUUCUGGAGCUCUAGAAUUCAAUGGCUCUAGUUCAUUCUUACAUGUUCUAUGUUUGAGCUGCUUUUGAUAGCAAAAGUCGAAUUGAAGACAUUUUCGGCAUUGUUGAAUUCGAUUUUCAAAAUAGCAAGCUAGGACUGAUGGUUUGGUUAGCUAAACUAGUGCGUCGUGGAACACACCUUCCACGUCAUUCAUUAUUUUUCCUUAGAACACAUAGCCUCUCGUUGAUUAUCCCUUACAUAUCACUCACAGCAUAAUAUUGAGUGCUUGGGUAAUUUGGUCUAUGCCCGUUUCUUUGACUGACCAGUUCAUUGAUAAAAAAUUGUACUGGACAGAAAUGAAUAAAUACCCUGGAAGUCUUA